AUGCCAUGGAGAGCGACUGCUUUGAUCGGCCUUACUCUGAAUUUAGCUGCAUCUUUUCGGCCAGCCAUCGAGACGGAGGCAGAGAUCCUCUCGUCGAGCGACUCCGUAGACCGAAAUACCUCGGACUUGGAUGCCUGCCUCACGGAGCAUCCCGAGAUGCAGCGGGCAAUGCAGUCAGGUGAUGUGGACGCCGUGCGCGUCCUCGGUGCAGAGCCCGGGACUGGCCUGAGCUUGCUCUGCCUGAGUGGCAAAGCGGUGACGCCGCUGGAGCUGGCGGUAGGAGGAGUCAGAGGCACUGCAGGAGCCGCUUCUGGUCUGGCGCUGGCCGGCGCGCUCUUCGAGGCUCCGGACUCCGAAUUGGCAUUGGGCUUGGCACGGCUGCGGAGGCGCCUACAAGCAGAAGCCGAAAAGCUGCCGAAGCUAAACCGCUACUGGGAUCCUCAAAACCUGUCCGACGGCCUCGACACUCUCCGAAGCCUGGUGCCCAGAGCGCUUCACCCGACACCAGAGGAGCAAGCCACCUUGGGGGACAUUCCCCACAAUUGGAUUACUUACUAUCAGAUAAAGAUCAUGGGCGCCAACGCGCACAGCAGUCAAAAUGCUUCAGUGCGACGAGAGAUGGAGUUGCUGCUGUCCGCCCAAGGCUUCGAUUCCUUUGCAAGAAAUUAUUCUUUGGGUGCCAUACUGCUGGCCCUGAUCCUUCUGGUGUUCGGUUUGCUGGUCUAUGUCUCCUUCCGACUUCGAGUCUUUGGAUGGUUUGAAGUUCCCAUCUCGAUGGCCGAAAUGCUUCCAGGAGCCUUCAGUCCUGUGCGCCUGGCAGAUCCAGACUUCGAUCCCUGUCGCCAGAAAAAGCAGCUGCCCUAUCGCUACGUGAAGGGCCAGUUGAUUGCCCGACCGAUCUCGGCGUGGGACAGUCUGGACAGCUUCUUUCAGGCGGUCUUUGGCGCCUAUGCUUCCUGGCUCCUGCUUUGCGUGCGCAUCCCGCCCGAGAAGGACACCUUUGAUGAAGAGUAUCUCACUGACGAUGACGAGGAAUGUCGACUCAAAGUGCGGGAUAUCUGUGCAUUCAGAGCGAAGAAUGUGGGGACAAUCGAGGUGAUCUUCAGGGCUCUGUGCUUAUUUGCGUUGGAGGCUUGGCUGCUUUGCUAUGCAGGGCGAUAUGGUGAUGCCUUCCUCCUCAAUCUACUGUAUGUGUGCUAUGCACGGAUGGCCUCAUGUGUUGCUGCAUGCAGCAUCCCGACACCCAUGCCUGAGAAGACAGACUGUGAUGCUGAGCUCAUGCCGGGGCAAGAGAUGGAUGCAGCAGGGGCCGUCACUGCCGUUUUCGGUGUGCAGCACGGCCCACGCUGGGCCAGGGCGCAGUGCACCACCCGCAGCACCGCCGCACCCAACAAGACCAAAAAGCAGCGACGCCUGCUCCGGAGGCGCGAGACAUCUGAGAGGGAAAAAGCUGAGAGGGACAAGCCAGACAGCGGUGCUGAGCUGGAAUCCAAGGAGGCCGAGUCACCCAAGGAUAGGUCGGAUAGGCACGAGGAAGCAGAUGGAGGAUCUCCGCACUCAGGGUCGGAGGUAGGCGGGAGUUUCGGCGACAAGUUUCAACAGCAGCUGAUAAAUGCAGGUAUCAUGCAUGUAAAUCAUGCAGCAUUGCUUGAGCAUUCUGUGCUCAGCAUGGUCAGCUGCUUCUUGUCUGUGCUGUUCUUGAUGCACCUUCGCUGGACCUUCACGAGCAAUUUCAGAGGCUUCUACGGUGCCAGUUCACCAUUGGAGCUCAUACAGGCUUACGGCCUCCCCUACUCCGUGGACAGGCUCAUGGCCAUAACAGCUGAGGUUUUGCUCAUGUGGUUUUGCUUUGAGCGUCUCUACGACAUCUCCAGUUUGCUGCACGUCGCAAGCCUCUCCCUGCGGCAGCGGAGCGCGGCCCUGCGCUUCAUGCGUGAGCACCAGCCGCCCUGGGCCACCGGCGUACGGGAGGUGCCCCUAGAGCAGGCCAUCGUCUACUGCGAGGAGGUCGUCCGCUGCAGUGACUUUGCCUUGGAGCUUUCCGAUGCACGAUGGCAGAUCUUGCAUAAGCCCGUGGAGGUUAUCGUGUCCAUGACGGAAGCUUUGCUGUUCCUGGCCUUUCUGCUCAUCGCCCUCCCCUACCUGCCCUUGCUUUCCUCUUUGCCCUUGCCUGCCUCCUUGCGAUCCUCUCUUCCCUUGCUGCCCUCCUUGCGAUGCUCCCUGCCCUUCCUUGAGCCCAUCCUGGACCCUGUCAUACCCCUGACCGUUGCGCUCGCGGUCGUCUCGCCCGCCGUCCACGCGCUGCUCCAGGCGCACUUCGCCAACACGGAGGUCGCACGACAGCGGGCGAUACUUCGCAGCAAGGCCGAAGCGGCACUCUCCUCAGCAAAGGAGGAGGAGGAUGUCCCCUUUGUGCAGCUGCGGAAUUCUUCCAGGGAGGCUUUCGCCAAGGCUACUCUGAGAUGGAGCUCCGGAAGAGCCCUCGGCCUUCUGGAGCCUAUCCUCUUGCUCUACUUCGCCUUGACCGUCGUAGGGCUUGCCGUCGUCACCAAGCUCAACUUCAUCAUCAUCUAG
This is a messenger RNA of Symbiodinium sp. CCMP2456, 2574 nucleotides long. The record is from the annotation of a GenBank genome assembly. Lineage: Eukaryota; Dinophyceae; Suessiales; Symbiodiniaceae.